UCUACAACUUGCGGCUAGUUCGGCAGUUUUCAAAAUCUGAAAACUUUGAAAUUUGGCCCAUUCUCAAAUUCUAAUUUUUGGUUAUUUAUUGUUGUUUCUGAACUUGCCAAGCUCUGAUACUUUUUGGCAAUUUCUGAUUGUUUGUCAAUUUCAGCAAUUUUCAAAUUCUAAUUUUUUGGUUAUUUUUCGUUGUUUCUGAACUUGACAAUCUCUGCAACUUUUUGGCAUUUUCUGGUUUUUUGUCAAUUUCAGCAAUUUUCAAAAUCUACAUUUUUGGUUAUUUUGCCAAUUUACAAAAAAGUACUUUUUUGUCUCCUUACAAUUUGGCAUACGCCAUGUCUCCUAACACAAUAUACAAGAUUUCCCAGUUGAACUAUAUGCGUAAAUUUCAAACACUAAUUGUUAGCCGACUAAAAACAGGCAGGCAUGAGGCGAGCAUCCCUAUCAAGGUAGUCCUAGUCUCAAGGCACAUAAAAUAACCGUAGUUUGUGCCCUAACUGUAUUUAUUAUGAUCCUCACGUUUCUUCAUCCGACAACGAUCAACAGCGCAUUCGUAUGUCCUUUAGAUGUAUUCGCAAUUUUCUAUCGUCUAUAUGCAAUUCAGUAGAAUAAUAUACAGUCUCUGACCAAUGGGUGGGAGAUCUUUGAUACGUUCAAAUUUUUGAAUUAUAUUGCCUCUAGUGGCUUUCAUAAUCAUUUUUUUCGAAAUUUAUUUUUAAUUUUAUUAAAAGUAUCGUCUGUGUUUUUUUCCUAAAAACAUAACUGUAAGAAAAAUUUAUCGCAUAUAAUAGUAUUCAUAGUAGAUAAUAGCCAAAAAAUCCCAUCUUCAAAUACUUUAUUUGCAGAACCAAUGUUGGAGUACGACCAGGUAGAGCUGCCAAGCUGUAGUUCCGCUUCAGCAACAUCAAGCCCCGCUCUGGAAAGCUUCAUUGAGCAGAAGCCUCCAAAAACCAAAUCCCUGAGAAAAUCUGGAAAACCCUAUCAAUUUGUGCCAAGUGCGUGUCAAGUUUGUUAUGGAAAGGCUACUGGACAUCAUUAUGAUGUGGCUUCUUGUAACGGAUGCAAAUCGUUUUUUCGAAGAGUGACUAUAGAAAAACUAAAAUACAGAUGUUCUGCUGGUAAUGCAUGUUAUACAAAUUUUGGACCCGGUGACCCAGUUCCAAAAUGUCGAGCAUGCCGGUACAAAAGAUGCUUAGAAGCCGGUAUGAACGCUCUUGGAAUCCAAUCUGAACUCCGAAAACAUAGUGAAAAUCAACCGCUCGAAGAAAAUAGCUCGGAGUUUGGAAAGGAAAUAGUUGUUCUGCCAAGGAUAAAAGAGCCUCCAAAGUCGAUUGAAGCUCAAGUAACAGAUCUCAUCAAUCACCUAAUGCAUCUCGAUUUGAAAAUUACAACAUUUCGGGAUUGUACUUAUAAUCCAAUGAGCUUUCCUACUUUGAAGCAGGCUAUUAAAAAUGAAGUUUCAAUUAUUGGACUCGGCGAUCGAUUAGGGCCAAUGCCCGGUUGGCCGCUGAGCCCGGAGACGAUAGAAGCAUCCAGAAAACCAAAUCCUAAUCCCGGAUCGCCAAGAAUUUUACCGCCAAAUGUAAAGAAGUGGUUUAGUUAUGAUCUACUCACAGUGGUGGAAAUGGCGAAGACAUUUGAUUUUUUCAAGAAACUUUCAGAGAAUGAUAGGUUUUUUCUAUGCCGAGACACCAGUCUAAUGGUAUCGAAUCUUAUGCGGGCCUAUUUUUCGGUGGAAAACAAGACCGAUAAAUUUAUCAGAGCAGAUGGGCAAACCUUCGUACCCCCGCCAAAGUGGAUUCCCAAAGAGUAUAUGGAUAAUUUGUCAAGUGAUAUCAUGAUGCGAGCAAUUAAAACUCUGAUCCGCCUGGCGUGUACAAAAGUUGAAUAUCUUUUUCUUAGAGCUAUUUUGUUGUGCAAUUCAGCAGCUCCCGACAUCUCAGCUUCCGGCCGAAACAUACUUUCUACAGAACGGGCCAAGUACACGGUAGCCCUUCUCAACUACACAAUGACGCAUCACGGCGCUGCGGGACCCGGGCGUUUUGCUGAAAUUCUUAAUGUUAUUGAUGUUCUGGAACGACAGCAGAAGGACCAGAGAGAUGUUAACGUUUAUAUUACGUUGUACCGUCCGAAACAUGUAAAGCUAGCGUUGUUUGAUGAUAUUAUGUUAACAUGUUAGAGCUGGAUCUUUUAUGGGUAAAGCCUAGGCGUAGGUAGCCUUGAAGGCAGGCAGGCCUACAGGAUUUUUGAUGGGUAUAAUUUGUUGGCUUUAAGUUUUUUUCUUACUGUUUUUGUUACAAAUAAAUAUGUUCUCUGAA
Messenger RNA from Caenorhabditis elegans, 2318 nucleotides. It is a transcript of the gene nhr-204, whose product is annotated as Nuclear Hormone Receptor family. The record is from RefSeq and is marked reviewed. NCBI's taxonomy places the organism in Eukaryota, Metazoa, Nematoda, Chromadorea, Rhabditida, Rhabditidae. Bases 851 to 2179 code for a protein of 442 amino acids. The transcript is spliced from 8 exons. Gene Ontology annotation, cellular component: nucleus. Gene Ontology annotation, molecular function: RNA polymerase II cis-regulatory region sequence-specific DNA binding; sequence-specific DNA binding; DNA binding. Gene Ontology annotation, biological process: intracellular receptor signaling pathway; DNA-templated transcription; regulation of DNA-templated transcription.